Molecule: messenger RNA, 501 nt
Organism: Athene cunicularia (burrowing owl)
Lineage: Eukaryota; Metazoa; Chordata; Aves; Strigiformes; Strigidae
Gene: SLC50A1
Product: solute carrier family 50 member 1
Exons: 3
Biological process (GO): carbohydrate transport
Cellular component (GO): membrane
Molecular function (GO): sugar transmembrane transporter activity
Source: RefSeq, a predicted model, not a curated record
CCCGUGCUGCUGCGGAGCCUGCUGCUCCUGGCCGUGCUGGCCGCUGGCUACGGCUACUUCACUCUCCUGAUUGGCGACACGCGGACGCGCCUGGCACGCCUGGGGCUCUUCUGCAGCGUCUUCACCAUCAGCAUGUACCUCUCGCCACUGGCUGAUCUGGCCAAGAUUGUCCAGAGCAAGUCGACACGCUGCCUGUCCUUCCCCCUGACUGUCACCACCUUCCUGGCCUCCACCAGCUGGACACUCUACGGCCUACAGCUCCGUGACCCCUACAUCAUGGUCCCGAAUGUGCCGGGGAUCAUCACCAGCGUCGUGCGGUUCUGGCUCUUCUGGCGGUACCCACCGGGCCAGGACAAGCCCUACAGACCCCUGCACGCCUGAUGGGGCCCUGCUGGCCCCCAUGUGCUGGCAGAUCGAUGAAGGAUUCCUCCCAACGCUCGCCAGUCUGCUCCGGCGUGGACUGGCCCCAGCCACUGAGCCUCGAGUGCCACCGCGGCGCCG